AUGUCUUCUCUAGCAACUGCAGAGAUAUGUGACACAAACAUAGCCCACCUAUCAAGUGGUGAUUUAAGUAUACUUCAUCAAGUGUUCCAGAUGUACGGUCAAUCUCAACCAUUCUCAGACCCAAUAGUUAUUGUAAAAGUGUUUGAAGGUAAUGUUUUGGUUAUAGAACAUCUUGAAACAAAAGGAGAAGGAAGAAUUUUGGUUGUUGAUGGAAGAGGAAGCAUGAGAUGUGCUUUGGUUGGAGGGAAUUUCGUGUCGUUGGAACAAAGCAUGGGUUGGUCUGGAAUUGUUGUGAAUGGUUAUAUUAGAGAUAAAUGAGAUUAAUUUGUGACAAGUUGUGUUAGAGCUUUGGGUUCUCAUCCACUUAGAUCUUAUAAAAGAGGUUUUGGUGAAAAACAUGUUGAUGUUUAUGUUGGAGGAAGUUUUAUUCGUGAUGGUGAAUGGAUUUAUGCAGAUAAUGAUGGUGUCAUUGUGUCCAAAUUUGAGUUGUCAAUCCGAUUUAGUACUAAUGUUUUUUUAAUUGGAUCUCAGCUUUUAAGCCAUUGUUGUAGUGUUCAUGUUUAUUAUGGUCUUGAUGAUGCUUUAUAUGGUAUUGGUGGUGCUUUCAGAGAUGCAGCUAGUAAGAAGCAUUUAUCUAGGUUUGGAAUGGUAGAUCAAGUUGUCAAGUGUUACAUGUUGCGAUAA
Molecule: messenger RNA, 684 nt
Organism: Lathyrus oleraceus (garden pea)
Lineage: Eukaryota; Viridiplantae; Streptophyta; Magnoliopsida; Fabales; Fabaceae
Product: putative 4-hydroxy-4-methyl-2-oxoglutarate aldolase 3
Exons: 4
Biological process (GO): regulation of RNA metabolic process
Molecular function (GO): ribonuclease inhibitor activity
Source: RefSeq, a predicted model, not a curated record